Molecule: messenger RNA, 538 nt
Organism: Rhinichthys klamathensis goyatoka
Lineage: Eukaryota; Metazoa; Chordata; Actinopteri; Cypriniformes; Leuciscidae
Gene: nkl.2
Product: NK-lysin tandem duplicate 2
Exons: 5
Coding region: 26-460 (144 amino acids)
Biological process (GO): defense response to bacterium
Source: RefSeq, a predicted model, not a curated record
GGCUGGUUAAAGAUUAUCUGCUAAGAUGCUCCGGAACGUCUUUCUUGUCAGCUUGCUCAUAUAUGCAGUCUGCGCAGUUCACUGGGAGGAUCGUGAAGUGGGUUCUGCUGAGGAAGAACUUGAGGAUCUUGAAGAAAUCCUUGUUGACAGCUUGACGAAACAACAGAUUUUUACCAGGUGCUCGAUAUGUAAAUACAUCACGAAGAGGGUGAAAAAAAGAAUCUCCUCUAAGGCAUCUCCGGAUGCAAUCAAAGACAAGCUUAACAACACCUGUGAGAAAGCCGGGCCACUGAAGUCUAAGUGCAAGCACUUUGUUGAGAAGUAUUUGAAAACUUUGAUUGAUGAGCUGAUGACUGAUGACGGGCCAAGAACCAUCUGUGUUAAAGUCCAUGCCUGCAAGCCAAAACCACCCAUAAAGAAGUUAAUUUUUUCUCAUGAUCCUGCUUCUAACAAUUUCUGAAAAAGAAUACAUUAUUACUGUGUGAAAGCAUUAAAUGCAUUACAAUGAAAGCAAAAUAAAAUUAUAUGAAUCAAACAA